CCGUUUAACUUACGGAAGUAAAAUCUCGCACUAUCCUGAGUCAUGUUGAUGACUUUUUGUCUUUAAAAUAGUAAAGGAUUCAGAUCAGAUAGCCUAGUGGUGCAAUUGAUGACAAUGGCGGGGUCAGUAUCAAAUGUGGAAGUCUGCAAUCUGGCCUAUAUAGGUCAGUUUGACCAACUGAAGAAAUUAAUUUUAACUGAUAAGUCACUCGCAUCUAAAACGGACCAAGAUCACAGAACAGCUCUACACUGGGCAUGUUCUGCUGGACACACCAAUAUUGUGGAAUUCCUGUUGGAUCUAGGAGCUGAAGUGGACCUGCAAGAUGAUGCCUCUUGGACUCCCCUCCACAUAGCAGCAUCUGCAGGCAGAGAAGACAUAGUCAAGUCUCUAAUAUCCAAAGGAGCCCAGUUGAACUCGGUAAACCAGAAUGGCUGCACUCCUCUGCAUUAUGCAGCCUCUAAAGACAGAUAUGAGAUAGCCCUUGUGUUGUUGGAAAACGGGGCUGACCCCAAUGCCACAAACAAGCUGGAGUCCACUCCCCUCCACAGAGCUUCAGCCCAGGGCAACUACCGCCUGAUCCAGCUGCUCCUACAGCAGAGUGCCUCCACCAACAUCCAGGACUCAGAGGGCAACACAGCACUCCACCUGGCAUGUGAUGAAGAGCGUGUGGAGGCAGCCAAGCUGCUGGUGGAGCACGGAGCCAGCAUCUACAUCGAGAACAAGGAGGAGAAGACUCCUCUGCAGGUGGCCAAGGGAGGCCUGGGCAAGCUGCUGCGCAGGAUCGUCGAGGGAUGACCUACAGGAGAGCUUCACAGAUCUAGGACUAUUAGAUCAGUUCAAAUGAAGGCCAGAAGAUGAGGGUUAGCCGCUGCGGGCUGAGUUGGACUCUUCGCUUGAAAGAGUAUUCCUGACAGGAGGAAUCUGAGGUUUAAACCUGACCUUGGUGAUGAGAAAUCUAUUUUGUAUGAAGUUGGAAACUAUUCAAGUUUAGUCUCUAAAAAGCAUGUUUUUAAAUAUCUACUGCUUCAGGAUGUUAUUAAUGGCUUGAUUAAAUUAAUCACCAUAUAUGUACAUGUUGUGUGUUGUUGAAACAAUAGACUUCUCUUGAAAACAGUUUACCUGUCAUUGUUUUUUCAUUCCAAGUUGUGUGUUCUGAUCCUUAAAAAAUAAAAAUAUUUUAUAAUUUUGCCCAAUAAACAGGCCUGUGCUUCUAAAGUA
Osmerus eperlanus (European smelt) is the source of this 1218-nucleotide messenger RNA. It is a transcript of the gene psmd10, whose product is annotated as proteasome 26S subunit, non-ATPase 10. The transcript is spliced from 6 exons. Gene Ontology annotation, molecular function: protein binding. The record is from RefSeq and is a predicted model, not a curated record. Bases 109 to 795 code for a protein of 228 amino acids. NCBI's taxonomy places the organism in Eukaryota, Metazoa, Chordata, Actinopteri, Osmeriformes, Osmeridae.